AGAUACAGCCGGCUGCAGCAUCACUGUUCCCUUUGAACAAACAGACUCAUCACCAGACAAGACAAGACCCACUGGAGGCAGUAAAUCUGUAAAUCUUCCCACAGCAGAGAUGAUGCCAGUCUGUACCGUCCUGGAGAAGCGUAACGGCGAGGUGGUGGGAGCUGAGCUGACCUGCACUGUACGGGAGGAGAACAGGGCUCAGAGGGAGAGCUACAGCGCCGACUGGCACAGCGUCAGCCUCAAGACUCAACCUCAGGACAGGCAGACGAUGAACAUGAAUGACAGCUCUCGGAGGGAGACCCUGACCCGGCAGUGGCAGGCCCGCUCGCUGGUGCAGACCUGCCCCUCUGGUGUCUUCAGGGUGGGCACGGUGGAAAGAGGGGUGAGGGAGCACCAGCUGCUGCCAAAGAGACACACCCUCCCCUUGCCCAUCUUCACUCCCGCAGAGCUGGGCGUCAGGCUCGGGCGAGGAGCCCCACACACCGAGGAGGACCUGCAGCCCUUCCCCACCCCGGACGGGGCCUGUCCCAGCAAGAGGACCGUGGACGAGAUCACAAGAGACCUCCCCCCGGUCAAGCCGACCCUCAUGGAGUUCGCCAAAGCACCCAAAGCUCUGGGUCGCUCCAUGUCCCAAGAGGCCCAGAGAGGGUGAAAAACAACAAGGGCUGCUCGGGAGAGACAGAGGGUGACAGCUGGGAAAGGCUAAUCAGUGUGUCAGGAAAAAGCAUGACAUGGUGUAUAUAGAGUUAUCUGUAGUGACAUUCAUCUAAAAACCUAAAUACUGUAGAUCUUUAGCACUAUCUGUGUUUGUAGGUGAGCACAGCACCAGGUAAAUGUCACGCUUUGUCACUGCUGGCAUCUGGUGGUGAGUGGCAUGAGAAAUGGUUGUGUGAAGGCAUUGUGACGGAGAGGCAGCGUAUGUGUUCUCAUGGGCUGAUCUGUGCCUGUGCUGUCCCGGCUGUCCUCACCAUGCCUGCUGAUGUCCCAGCAGAAUCACUGCUGCACAACCACUGCACGCACUGGUGCACCUCAAGCACGAUGCAUGCGAUUUCUCUUGCCUUUAUUUUGCAUUCAAAAGAGCAAAUAUCCUCUGGAAGGUAAAAUGAAAGUGGAUUAUUUUGAAUUCAUGUAAGAGGUGGCGAAGGCUUGCGAGCGACGGAUUUGGAAAAUGACACGCAAAAGGAGGAGGCAGGUAUUAAACUGUAGCAGGGGAUGGAAAGAAAGAGGGAGAGUCCGAGGGGACGGGGAGGGGAGAGGGGUCAGGGAACAUGCCCCGGAGCUGGUCAUCUUCCAGGCCUACACAUGUCCUUGACAGUCUCUGAUCUCUGUGACAAGUACAGAAUGCUCCGGCGUAAUCACACACUGCAGCUGUACAUACGUGUGUGUGUGUGUGUGUGUCUCUUUAUGUGUGUGUGUGUGCAGACUGACGCCUCUAAUCAAGAGGACUUAGAAAAACUAAUAACCUGCUCUUUACUGAGUAUUAACUGAGCUGCCUCGCUAGUUGAGUGGCAGCUGAAGAUAUAUAUAUAUAUGUACAUAUACAUAUACAUAUAUAUGAUAGAGGAACAUAUACUGUAUUAACUGACAAUACAUAGUGUUGUAAAUGAAUUUGAAAUGUGUGCAAUAAUGUUGAAAUAUUUUCCUAGAUAUUUAUUAUUUUUAUUAAUAAAAGCCGAGCUGCUCAUCA
Molecule: messenger RNA, 1687 nt
Organism: Chelmon rostratus (copperband butterflyfish)
Lineage: Eukaryota; Metazoa; Chordata; Actinopteri; Chaetodontiformes; Chaetodontidae
Product: titin-cap (telethonin)
Exons: 2
Coding region: 110-652 (180 amino acids)
Biological process (GO): skeletal muscle myosin thick filament assembly; sarcomerogenesis; cardiac myofibril assembly
Cellular component (GO): Z disc
Molecular function (GO): structural constituent of muscle; protein-macromolecule adaptor activity; titin binding
Source: RefSeq, a predicted model, not a curated record